This is a messenger RNA of Aureobasidium vineae, 1434 nucleotides long. Lineage: Eukaryota; Fungi; Ascomycota; Dothideomycetes; Dothideales; Saccotheciaceae. The record is from the annotation of a GenBank genome assembly.
AUGCCUAGUGAGAAGGAACUCAAGAUCUGGAACACAAUCACAUACACCAAGCCAGGCUGCGAAGACAAGUUGGAAGACACAGAUGGUACCGUUGAGCCUCAGUACACUCCCCUGGCUAUCAAGGGCAGACCCGAGCUCCCAUACUACGACACUACAACAAACUCUGUAGUCAGCAUGACGGAGCACAUAUUGAGAAUGAACCCUAAUACUCCAGCCAAGGCCCCCAGAGCACCCAAACCUACGGCUGUCUCAAGCAAGAAGAAGGGCAAGCCAACCAAAGCAACCCUCAAGAGGGAGGCCGAGGAUGAGGGUAGUCUGCUGGCCGUGUCGACUGAGAAGAAACCCAGAUCUGCCAAGAAGGUCGUCAAGGCAGAGGAAGGUGACGAUGCUGCAUACAACAACAAGGCCCCUCGCAAGACUCAGAACACUCCUGCAACGUCCAAGAGAAAGGCACCCACAAAACCAGCCAGCAAGGCCACUCCUGCCAAGCCCAAGGGCGUCACCAAGUCAAAGAAGACACCCUCGACUAUGGUCAAGAAGAUGUCAACUAUGAUGGUUGAUUCUCCUGGAGCCGCAGACCUCGAGGCAGCUGCAACUCCCUCAAAGAAGGUACCAGCUCCCAAGAGAAAGGCAAAGGCUACUAACGUUCCUGAGGCCGAGGAGCCAGCCGCCAUGGAAGCCGCUCCAGUCGCUGUCAACGAGGUAGAGAAAUCUGCUGCUCAAAGCUAUGGCAGAGUCAACACCGAUGGUCCCACCAUGCCGGUUCAAUCUUUCGAAAGCAUGCGCACAGGACUGCCUGCCGACCGAUUCCAGAUGCGCGGUUACCAGCCCAGUCAGAGCUUCGACUCGCAAUCAACUGUGUCCACCGCUCCCAGCCAGUCCUUGCCUACCAUGCAGACUCAGUGCAUGCCCAACGGCUAUCACAACUCCAUGCAGAAUGGCUUCCCUGGCAAUAACUACGGUCAGCAGGUGAUGCAAGGCUAUGCUCUUUCCUUUGCUCACGGCCACAAUCUGUCGAAGAUGAGUCCCGAAAAGUUGGCAAACAUGAACGAGGAGCAGAUGAGGCAAUACAUCUUCGGCCUUCACCGGCAGCAGGCAUCAGCAGCCAUCCCCAUACAACAGCAACAGCAGCAGUACACAAACCCCAACAUCAACGGCCACAACUCUGGUCCUCACGGCUUGGGCAUCAUGAACGCUCCCGCCCUCAUGCCCAGAGAACCCUUCCAUCCCGACACCGAGAUGGGUGACUACAGCUUUUCCAGCGGUCCUGCCAGCACCAUGCCCUCUCAGCAGCAGUUUUUCUCAGUCGGCGAUGCUGACAUGCAGGUCAUGGCCAACGACACCAAGCCCAACAUGCAACAGUAUGUUGGAGACUUUGCCGACCUGCCCGACUUUGACAGCAAUGGUAUUUUCGGCGAGGGCAGCCUCCACUAA